CAUUGCACCAUGAACUACUCCGCGUUUUUUUACAUUUUCAUGGUUUCACCCAUAAUCUUAGUAUUUCUUAUGGACUUUUGUGACUGCAAACCCUGGAGGCCAUCAAACGAAGCUGGCUACGAUGCCAGUCUGGAUCCCGUGGUCUGGUCGCGACCCUUUGCCCCGGAGCAGAUUAGAAAAACCCGCUAUAAUAUGAUUCCAGAACCGAGAAGCAAGCAUCGUCACCGUCAAUCCUCGAAACUAUGGUACCAAAAACCCAUAACCACAUAUCCCAAACAUUUUGUCAAUGCAAAAUACUACAAGAGAUUCCUGAGAAGACAGCAACGACUUGCGGCACGUGAGAGAUACACACACUGGAGCCAAUAGACCCCCAAU
Messenger RNA from Drosophila takahashii, 375 nucleotides. RefSeq lists its product as uncharacterized. The record is from RefSeq and is a predicted model, not a curated record. Lineage: Eukaryota; Metazoa; Arthropoda; Insecta; Diptera; Drosophilidae.